GACAUUUAGAUAACCUAUAAAUAUGUCAAUAACAAAAAAUUUAAUUUUUCUGUUAAAAUCACAAUCAAAUGAUGAAAAAGACGAUAAAUAUGAAAUUAUUUUACGAGAAAAUGGUUUUCAGGUGAUUCAAGUAAAAACGAUUGAUUUUAAAUACAAAAAUUUAAAUCUUCUAGAAAAUAAGUUAAAAUGCCCCAAUGAUUAUGCAGGAAUGAUAUUAUCAAGUCCACGAUGUGUUCUUGCUGUAAAAUAUGCAUGUAAAUUACCUAAUGAAUGGAAAUUGAAGGAAAAUUACGUUGUUGGAGAAGCAACAUAUGAAUUAGCCCUAAAAGAACUUGAUGUUGAAUGCGGUGGAAAAGAAACUGGAAAUGCUGAUAAUUUAUCAAUUCGGUUAUUAAAUAAUAGUGAUAAAAUUGCAAAAAGAUUUUUAUACCCCCAUGGUAAUUUAAAAAUGGAUAUUUUAAAAAACAAACUUUCAAAAAGUUCGAUUACUUUAGAAGAAGUUGAAGUUUAUGAAACAGUUACUAAUGAACAUAUUGAAGAGGAUUUUGGAAAAGUUACAGAAUCUUUAAAUGUUUUUCCUGAGUAUAUUGUUUUUUUUAGUCCUUCGGGAUUAAAGGCGAUUGAAACAAUUUUAUUUCAAUUACCAUUAAAUUCAAUGAAGUUAAUCGCAAUUGGACCAACAACCGAAUCAGCUAUGAUUAAAUUGGGAUUAACUGUUUUUGGUGUUGCUGAAAAACCGACUCCAAGUGAUGUGCUUAAAUUGUUAAAAUAAAUUGUAUAUAUAUAUA
This is a messenger RNA of Onthophagus taurus, 788 nucleotides long. RefSeq names its product uroporphyrinogen-III synthase. Gene Ontology annotation, molecular function: uroporphyrinogen-III synthase activity. Gene Ontology annotation, biological process: uroporphyrinogen III biosynthetic process. NCBI's taxonomy places the organism in Eukaryota, Metazoa, Arthropoda, Insecta, Coleoptera, Scarabaeidae. The record is from RefSeq and is a predicted model, not a curated record. Gene Ontology annotation, cellular component: cytosol.